CAACCAUUUUUAUCUUUUUUUCAUCCAUUUGCUGCAUGUGUUGGAGAAAUGGGCCAGGUGCACUUUGUUAGGGGGUGUCUUUCCUUUUCAAUCGCUUUUGGGGUUUGUCUUGAAUUAAAGGCUUUUAAUACGUGGGUGCUGAUGGAAUUGAUGAACUCCCAGGUAUCGAUAAAGGUGAAUUGGAAGAAACUUGAACUAAUGCAAAUGAUGGUGAGGCAGAAGUUGAAAUAGAUGGGUAGGGACAUUCCAACUGAUCUUCGGAAAAACUUGUUUCUGACCCUUGACUGUAUGCUCCAGGUGAAAUGUCCACAUUGCUGUGAGUAGGCAAAUUUGAAGUUUUCUCGUGAAGAAAGCACAUGACUUCAAAAUAUUUGCAUACAGGGAGAUAUGCUGCAGCAGCUUUUGAUCUUGCCAUGGGUCUUCUCUUGUCAAACCUUUUUUUAAGGGAAUCUUUCAAAUUUUUAAAUGUUUUCUGCAAAAAAGGAACUAAAAAAUAAAAACAGAAAAAUAAUGAUAUUUUGAAUUCAUCAUUUGUUUAUGUUUUGGGACCUUUCAUUCUGUUUAUGUUCAUGUUUUUUUCAGUUCAGUUUAGGGAUCUUUCAUUUUUAAGUCCCAUAGGGACCAGAGGAAUUUUUUUGAAAAACAAUCUUUAUGUGACAACCCCCUUUUUAUUCAUAUGAGAAUAAAAUGAACCAUCCCAAGGUAAAAGUAUUGAGACUCAAAAACGGGUCAGUAGAAUUGAUCAGUUGCUCUCUGUGGUUCUCAUCAAAAAGUCAAAUCAAAAGCAACAAACUAAAAAUCAGGAGAAAGAGAGAUAAUAACAGAAAGGCAAUUAUGGGGUUCAAAAAACAAUUGAGAUCUAAUUCUUUAGAAAUGCUGAAAAGCUUAGUUCUGUUGGGAAAUCUAGAACAAUUAUAUUCUAGUAUUCUAGAACAACUUACUUUGUAUUCUAGAUAAUUCCAUUCUAGAAACUAUAAGAACAAUUUUAUAAAAACACCAGCCUCAAAACUGGUCAAAAGUCAAGAACAAAUUAAGAACAAGCUGAGGCUUAGCUUCUGCAAAAUGCAAUUUUGAACAACGUUUUUGCUCAAAAUCGAGGAUUUUUAGCAAUGUGUGGGUGCUUUUUCGGUGAAUAUUCCAAUUUUACAAUCCAGCCUCAGAUUUUCGAAAAAAUUAAAAACAAUCAGCCUGAACUUAAAUUUACUGGUUCUUAUAAAAAAAAUGUAUCGUUGCAAUUUGCUUAGUUAUGCGUUUAUGUUUAAUUUUACUAUCAUUAGCUAACCUACUGCACUAGACAUUCGAGAACUUUGGCCUAUCAGCAUGAAGUUGUUGUUAUAACAUCGUUUUCCUUACUGCCUCAUUGUUAGCCGGUUGCUCUGGAAUUAUCUGGAAAUUAGUUUAUUUAUGUAAUCAUUGCUAAUUUCAUAUUCUAGUAAUUAUGAUUCAGCAUCCUAGAAAUUUCUAUCGUAAACGUAUAUAUAUACGCACAAAAUAGUAGUUGCAGGAGAAUAAGACUUGAAUGAGAAAUUUACAUUAAAAUUCUGCGAGUUUUAUUUAGGGCUGAUUUAUAUGUCGCGCUUAUCUCGCACCGAAUGAAAUACUUUGCCUCUUCAAAAUCUAAGUAUCGAUUAGAUUCAACAUUAGCACGGCGUAUAAAUCCAAUUUGCAAUUUAGCUCGAUACAAAUGCUAGGUGCGACUCAAGUUCGUCAUGGUCAGCCGUGCUACACGACCAAAGCGCGAGUUGGCUUUAGACGUCGCGCUUUUGAUGACUUGAAUCAAAUAGUGUUUUUUCCAGUCCGUCAAAUACAUUAGUUGCGCAAGCGCAGUGGUGCUAAGUUUUUGUUGGCGCCAAAGUAUAGUUGGGUUGUUCUUGCUUCUUGUAUUCAUCUCUGAAGGAAAAUGGCAGAAACAGACGUGUAUGUAAGCAAUAGCGUGGAUUGCGGCAGCGAAAGUGAGGAAGCUGGCGUGGAAUCCGAAAUUUUUAAUGAGGACGAAAGAGGGAGUUUUGGGUCAGAAAGUGAAGCGGAAGAGGCAUGUAAUGUGUUGUUUGAAAAGCGAAAGAAAAAGGCCGGGAAGAAGUCAUCGUGGCCAAUGGACAUAACAAACGACCUAGUGGACGUUAUCUGCGAUAAUGAGUAUUUUCGCAAAAAACUGAUUUUUACAAACACAAAGACUAGCAAGAACGGAGAAAUUUAUUUGAAGGUAAUCAAAGAGGUGGAGAAACGUUGCCAGGCUAGGAGACAAGAAUACAAGUUCAGCCUUGUCCAAACUAGAAAUAAGUUCAAGAAGUGCGUGAGUGAGUGCAAGAAGGCUGCCUUAACCUGCAAAUCUGCAUCUGGCAUAAAGCGAUUUCAGGAGGACAGGGACUAUGGAAAAUGGUUUAAUCAACUGCUGCCUCUUGUCAAGUCCAGAGAAUCUUGUCAGCCAGAGCAGGCCAUUGAACCAUCAACUUGUUCACAUGACAGUCAAGAAGAAAGUCCAACCUCAACUGAAGUGAAUCAUGUAAAUGAAGAGGGGGGCUACAACAACAAUGAGUUUGGCCAAGGUCCUUCACCAGAGACCUCCUCAGGAACUUCAACUCCCACAAGAGCAAAUCUUCCUUCAAAGAAGAGGCCAUUUGUUCCCAUCAAAAAGGCAGCUGGAAAAAAGGAAAAGCUUGAUAAUCUGGUAAAAAUAACAUCAAAAGCAAUCCUUGAGGUCACUGAGCAGCUAAAAAAGGACCCAAUGGCUGACAUGCUAGCAUUUCUUGAGAGAGAGAAUCAAAGAUCAAGAGAACAUGAAAUGAGAUUACUCACAAUGAUGUUCAAUGGAAAUCAAGCACAGCAGCAAUUCCAACCACCAGUUCCACAGCCUCCUUCUUAUCAACAUUUCCCCCAAAACAUGCAGCAGUCAUACAGUAUGGAUCCAAGACAACAAUUUCGACAAGCAUUUACUCCACAAGAUAAUUAUCCUCCAAGGAAUCAAAACUUUGAACAUCAAUCCCAGUCAGAUGAUUUAUUUCAGCUAUAAACAUUUAGAAUCACAUCAUAUUUCAGUUUCAUAUUUCAGUUUCAGUUUCCAUUCAUCUAUCAAUUAAUCCUAAAUCCAAUCUACAAGUAAUUACAUAAGAAACAUUAUUUAAUACAAACUACAAUGUACAACAUAAGAACAUAAGUAGUGUAUAAAUAGUGUCAAAGUGGCUCCAGAAAUCACAAUUGUCAAGAAUUAUAAUUGAAACUUUGUCAGUUUUCCAAAGCUGAUGCAGCUUACUCUCCAUCCCCUAAUAGUAGGGGGGACUUAUUAAAAAGAGGCAGUUGGAAAUUUGCCCAGGAUAAAUAAUUGUGGAGGGUGUUAAUAAAUGGAAAUGGGUUGAUUUUGUCAUGCAGCGCUUAAAUAGGGGUGUGAUGUUAAUAGUUGGGGGGUAACAUUAACUUUUUUACAUUUUGUUGAAAAGAUAUUUCGAUACUAAAAGAUACUAUACCAAUUCAUAUAACAAGGAGGAAAAAUGUAAACGACCUAUCAGCGUUCUGCUCUCAAAUGGGGUAAAAGCCAAUCAGU
This is a messenger RNA of Rhopilema esculentum, 3538 nucleotides long. RefSeq lists its product as uncharacterized. Lineage: Eukaryota; Metazoa; Cnidaria; Scyphozoa; Rhizostomeae; Rhizostomatidae. The record is from RefSeq and is a predicted model, not a curated record.